This is a messenger RNA of Bufo bufo (common toad), 1248 nucleotides long. Its product is annotated as cysteine-rich, acidic integral membrane protein-like. Lineage: Eukaryota; Metazoa; Chordata; Amphibia; Anura; Bufonidae. The record is from RefSeq and is a predicted model, not a curated record. The coding region runs from base 1 to 1176 and encodes 391 amino acids. The transcript is spliced from 8 exons.
AUGACAGUUGAAGAGACCAACUCCCAGCACCAGGGGAACGUGAAUGGUCAGGAAGAAGCGGACAGAGACAUCGGAGGAGGUGAGUGCCGGACUGAGACAUCGGAGGAGGUGACUGGAGACUGCCGGACUGAGACAUCUGAGGAGGUGACUGGAGACUGCCGGACUGAGACAUCGGAGGAGGUGACUGGAGACUGCCGGACUGAGACAUCGGAGGAGGUGACUGGAGACUGCCGGACUGAGACAUCGGAGGAGGUGACUGGAGACUGUCGGACUGAGACAUCGGAGGAGGUGACUGGAGACUGCCGGACUGAGACAUCGGAGGAGGUGACUGGAGACUGCCGGACUGAGACAUCGGAGGAGGUGAGUAGAGACUGCCGGACUGAGACAUCGGAGGAGGUGACUGGAGACUGCCGGACUGAGACAUCGGAGGAGGUGACUGGUGACUGCUGGACUGAGACAUCGGAGGAGGUGACUGGAGACUGCCGGACUGAGACAUCGGAGGAGGUGACUGGAGACUGCCGGACUGAGACAUCGGAGGAGGUGACUGGAGACUGCCGGACUGAGACAUCGGAGGAGGUGACUGGAGACUGCCGGACUGAGACAUCUGAGGAGGAGACAGGAGACUGCCGGACUGAGACAUCGGAGGAGGUGACUGGAGACUGCCGGACUGAGACAUCGGAGGAGGUGACUGGAGACUGCCGGACUGAGACAUCGGAGGAGGUGACUGGAGACUGCCGGACUGAGACAUCGGAGGAGGUGACUGGAGACUGCCGGACUGAGACAUCUGAGGAGGUGACUGGAGACUGCCGGACUGAGACAUCGGAGGAGGUGACUGGAGACUGCCGGACUGAGACAUCGGAGGAGGUGACUGGAGACUGCCGGACUGAGACAUCGGAGGAGGUGACUGGAGACUGCCGGACUGAGACAUCUGAGGAGGUGACUGGAGACUGCCGGACUGAGACAUCUGAGGAGGAGACAGGAGACUGCCAGACAGAGGCCUUAGUGAAGGAGACAGGAGAGUGCCGGACAGAGACCCCGGGGAAGGAGACAGGAGAGUGCCGGACAGAGACCCCGGGGAAGGAGACAGGAGAGUGCCGGACAGAGACCCCGGGGAAGGAGAGACCUGUUGGAUCAGGGCUGGACCCUCCCUCUGAGCAGUCCCUUUCCUCCGUCUAGAGGGCAGCCUGUAUGAAGAAGGUGUCAUCUCCACAUCCCUCGCUGUCUGAAGCUGGUGCUGCCGACGUUUCC